AUGGCCGACACCGAGCCCGAUUACUCCAGCGACAGCUCGAUCCCGGGCUACUCUCGCAUCCCGCGCCGGUCGUUGGGCGACACUAAUUCCCAUCUCUCCAAAAGGGAGCGCGAGCUCAGAGCCAUGAUCGACAGUCUCCCCGGAAAGCCCGUCUACGGGCCAGACGAGGUGCCUGAGAUCUUGUACACGACCAGGUUCUUUGACAACAAUAACCGUUAUGUUGAAUGCCGUCUCGUCCUCGAAAUCAAGACCGACCUCCACCCCCACGGCAGACACGGCGGCAUCCGCGGCGGGGGCGGCUACCUUCCCCCUCUUCUUCCCCUUCCCGACCCCAACAAGUUUCCCCACGAAGCCAUGUCCGGCCGCACCGUCAUGCAUAUCCACUCGCACUAUCUGCGCUGCGCCCUCGCUGCCGUCGCGACCUACUACCCCGGUUUCGAAUCCAUCCUGCACUCGGGCAAGAUCGAACCGCCCUACCGAGUGCUCGUGCACCUGUGGAAAGACUUGGAAGCGUACCGCGACAACCAGCCUGCGUGUCACGAUGAAGACUGGCGUGCCACCACCGCACGACACAUCGACGUUCUGCUCGGAUUCUUGCGGGAACAGUAUGCAGAUGCCCUAGAACUGGAGCGCAAGAGUCGCUGGGAGAACCCCUCCGGCGAACCAACCGCCACGUGGGACAUGUUCUGGGUGCUGUUGGCCCCCGGCACCGUCGUGUAUGUCAACAAUGAGCGCGACGGGAGGAUGUUAAUGCCCGGUGUGGUGCACGAGGUGAAGUAUCGCGAGUCGUGGACGGGUCACGGUGGUUUGUAUGAGGUGUGGGUGUGGAAUGUGAGGUGGAAAAUGGGGCGGUUGAGAAGGAGCUGUGUGCCGGUGCAUGUGGAGGCUUGGAAUGGGGAGCGGCCGAUUCGGUCGUUGCCGGUUAUUCCGGAGAGGUUUGUGCCGGGAGGGCCGGAGGAUGUUAGAAGGAAGAUGGUGAGGUUGGGGGAGAUGUUUUGGGAGUUGGCGAAGCAGCCGACUUACAAGGAAUACGAUAGACCGGUUUGGUGGAGGCGUGGGCGGGCAACGAGGGGCCCAUACUCUCCUCCAUAUCCUUAUGACUCCGACGACGACGACAACAGCCCGUACAGACGACGCACCUCUUCCGGUAGGCAUUCUGGCGACAUGCGAAUUGCCGCCAGGCGAGCUGCCCUUCCCGAGUUGCAGGCCUCUUGCCCCUGUUUGGCGUGCAUCCUGGCGGGCGUCAAACCUGGUCCAAGCCCCUGGGACGGGUUUGAGAGCCGCGAUCCGAAGACGGAAGAGCUGCCGGCGAAUAGAGAGCUGUAUUUGAUGUUGAUUAGCCCCUUUAUCCCUGCGUUUUUGUUGGGCUUUCGGCGAUGGGGGUAUGUCAAUGUCUCCCACAUCCGUCCUGUCGUCCCUAACCCCUCCAUCUUCGACUCCCUCAUUCUCCCCGCCGAAAUCAAGGCCACUGCCUCGGCCGCAUCUUCCUUCUGCACGGCCCCCCCAGGCGUCGGGAAAACCUGCACAGCCGAAUGCGCCGCCGAACUAACCCACCGCCCGCUACUCGCACUUACAGCCGGCGAUCUGCACAACGUCGACUGGAAGGGGGAUGUCGAAGCCGCGCUGCACUACUUCCUCCAUCUUGGCGAGAGGUUCGGCGCGCUGGUGCUGCUCGACGAGGCGGAUGUGUAUCUGGAGCGGCGCAGCUCGGGGAGUGAGGAUUUGAAGCGCAAUGAGAUGGUUAGUGUGUUCCUGAGGGAGAUGGAGUAUUUUAAGGGGGUGUUGUUCCUCACAACGAAUCGGGUCGAGGUGUUUGAUGAAGCGUUGGUGAGUCGCGUGCAUGUGGCGUUAAGGUAUGAGGAGUUAGGGGUUGAGGAGAGGGCGAAGGUUUGGGAGGGAGGAUUUGGGAGGCUGGAACGUGAGACAUCCGCCGAGUCGCCCUACCGAUACAUUGCCCCUCCUUCAACCCGGUCCUACGUCACCUCCGACCCAGAGGUGCGCGCUGCUGCCGCUGCUGCUGAGGGCAAGCAAGCUGCUUCUGGCGAGAACCAGACAAGCCAGCUUGCCGCAGUGGACGGCGAGAAGAGUGAAGAGAAAGAAAAGAAGGAACCCCUAACGGUGGUAAUCAAGCCAGAGCACAUCCGUGCUGUGGUGAGGAUGACCAGGGGGUUCAAGGAGUUCAUGCAGGGGAUUCGGGAACGGCAGUGGUAA
Thermochaetoides thermophila DSM 1495 is the source of this 2211-nucleotide messenger RNA. RefSeq lists its product as uncharacterized. The transcript is spliced from 8 exons. Lineage: Eukaryota; Fungi; Ascomycota; Sordariomycetes; Sordariales; Chaetomiaceae. Gene Ontology annotation, molecular function: ATP hydrolysis activity; ATP binding. Bases 1 to 2211 code for a protein of 736 amino acids. The record is from RefSeq and is a predicted model, not a curated record.